Molecule: messenger RNA, 2252 nt
Organism: Sinocyclocheilus anshuiensis
Lineage: Eukaryota; Metazoa; Chordata; Actinopteri; Cypriniformes; Cyprinidae
Gene: ak8
Product: adenylate kinase 8
Exons: 14
Coding region: 107-1546 (479 amino acids)
Biological process (GO): nucleobase-containing compound metabolic process
Molecular function (GO): AMP kinase activity; ATP binding
Source: RefSeq, a predicted model, not a curated record
AAACGCAUGUGCACAGCAAACUAGCAACAGCAACGUUUCAAGCCAAGUUAUUUACAGAUUUCCAAGUCUUUGGUGAGCUCUCUGUGUCGUGUGGUGUUCUUCAGUGAUGGAUGCGACGAUACGGCUCCUCAGAAUCCCACCUGAAAUGGCCAUUUAUGCAGAGAAACAUGACAUAUUUCACCUGGUCCAGACACUAGUGAGAAAGUUGAUGGUGGACAAACCAGAGGACCCCAUUCAACACCUGAUUAACUUCUUGAAAAGGGACAGUGUUGUGCCAAGAAUUAUAUUGUUAGGUCCUCCAUCGUCCGGGAAGAGAACCAUAGCUAACAAGUUGUGUGAGCACACACAGGCUAUUCACGUAACUUUUAGCGAUAUCUUAAAGGAUGACAGUGACUUAAGCAGAGCUGCACAGCAGGACCAAGACAAAAAGCAGAAGAUCCCUAAAGACCACUGGAGACAGUUGAUUCAGCAACGCCUGUCAAAACUAGACUGUGUUCGACGGGGCUGGGUUUUGGAAGCUAUUCCCAAGACACAAGAAGAGGCACUAUGUCUACAAGAAGCAGGCAUCACCCCAGAUCAUGUUGUGAUGCUGGAAGCUCCUGAUGUCAUCCUGAUUGAAAGGAGCUCGGGCAAGAGGAUAGACCCUGUCACAGGAGAUGUAUAUCACGUCACCUUCAUGUGGCCUGAAAGUGAAGAGGUUGCACAGCGUUUAGAAACACCCAGUACACUGAUGCCAGCUGAUCUUAUAGCCAAAAAGCUACAGAAGUUUCACACAGAAGCUCAUGCUCUGAAGCGCACAUACCACAGCUGCCUGAAGACCAUCAAUGCUGACCAGCCCCAUGUAGACGUCUUCUCACAGGUGCUGAACUAUGUCUGUACUCCACGUCAGUCUGCCUCACCCUUCACUCCCAGAAUCCUACUGUUUGGACCCCCAGGUUCAGGGAAGAGUCUUCAGGCAAAACUGAUUGCUCAGAAAUAUGGCAUUGUCAACAUUUGUUGUGGUGAGCUUCUGAAGGCUGUGUCAGCUGAUGAGAGCCAUAUGGGGGAGCUCAUUAAACCCUACCUGGAGUCAGAACAGCAAGUGCCAUCAAGUAUAGUCCUGCGGAUCCUUACAGAGAGACUGAGCAGGAUGGACUGUACCACGCGAGGCUGGGUGCUCCAUGGCUUUCCUCAAGAUGUGGAGCAGGCAGAAGAACUUCAAGAGUCUAAUUUCAUACCAAACAGGGUCUUCUUCCUGGAGAUGACUGAUGACAUUGCUAUCGAGAGGGUAACACUUAGGGGUUUGGAUCCUGUGACUGGAGAAUGGUAUCACAGCAUAUAUAAACCUGCUCCUGGUCCGGAAGUUCAGUCCCGGCUUCGAUUUAACCCGCGGCAUUCAGAGGCACAGCUGCAAAAGAGGCUUAAGGAGUACUGGAACCAUGCAGCGGACCUGCAGGCCAUCUACCCACAGGCAGUGUACAUCAGCGCUGACCAGGACCCACACACUGUGUUUGAAUCACUGGAGAGUAGGCUAGUAGGCCGACUACCUAAAGUCCAGACUUACUGAGUAACAUUUGAGCGCUAAACACUGUUAUUGGGAUUCUCCACCCAAAAACAUUUUCUCUCAUCAUCUACUCACUCUCAUGCCAUCCAAGGUGUAGAACUUUCUUUGUUCUGCUAAACAAAAAAUUUGAUUUUUAGAAAAAUAAUCCAUCUCUCUGAGUCCAUAUAAUGCAAGUGAAUGGCACCCUCAAAGCUGAUGCUUCAAAAUCCACACAAAAUUAGCAUGACAGUAAUCCAAUACAACCCCUGUGAAUGAAUCAGUGUCUUCUGAAAUUAAAAUGAAAAGUGUGUGAAUAGAAGAAUAGUAAUAUUUUCAACUUUUUAUACUAUAAACCAUUGCUUCUGGCCACUCUAGACAACUAUCAAACGCAGGUUCAUGAGUUUACUUUUGAUGUAAACUCCAGCACGUUGUGAAGCGAGACAUACGCCCAUUGUGAAACUCAUGCAAGAGGUGAUGCAAGACAGUUGGCAGCAAUGGUUUAUAGUUUUAUGUUUAUAUAAAAGUUUAAAAUAUUAAUAUUUUCUCACACAUACACACACACUUAUUGUUUUUCUUCAGAAGACAUUGAUUCAUCCGCCGGUGUUUCAUGUGAUUUGCAUCAACUUUGAUGGUCCCAUCCACUUACAUUAUAUGAAUACACAGAGAUGGAUUGUUUUUCUAGAAAUCACCAUUUGUGUUCCACAAAAGAAAGAAAGCCAUAAACUUCUGA